Brenthis ino (lesser marbled fritillary) is the source of this 1701-nucleotide messenger RNA. The record is from the annotation of a GenBank genome assembly. Lineage: Eukaryota; Metazoa; Arthropoda; Insecta; Lepidoptera; Nymphalidae.
AUGAUUUCUACAAUAUGUUCGAGAGCGGCGCUUCGGGCUCGCUCUAUGGAGCGCUGCGCUUCGAGUAUCGUCGAGCUACCGAAAUUGCAGGAUUUCGACGUACAGAACGAACCCGUGCUGGGGUACCGGGCCGGCAGUCGCGAGCGAACCGAAUUAAUAAACGAACUAAAACGAACCUCCGCCGUCACGGAGGAAGUGCCCAUCGUAAUCGGCAACGAGAACAUCAAGGAGGGCGAGCCACGUUUCCAAGUGAUGCCGCACGACCACGGUCGCAAGUUGGCCAAGUUUUAUUAUGCCAGUGAGAAGACAAUCCAGAAAGCGAUUCAAGUGUCGAGCGAGGCUCAGAAGCGAUGGGACCGCACACCGUUAGAAGAGCGCAUUCGCAUUUGGCAGAAGGCGGCAGACAUGAUGGCCGGCGAGCACCGUCAGCGCCUUAACGCUGCCACCAUGUUGGGACAGUCAAAGUCCGUGGUGCAAGCUGAAAUCGAUGCAGCGGCUGAACUUAUUGAUUUCUUCCGCUUCAAUGUUUUCUUCUUAAAAGAGAAUGCUAAAUAUCAACCUAUCUCUGAGGAUCCUUCUGUUACACGAAACUCACUGAGGUUCAGAGGUCUAGAUGGGUUUAUUGCCGCUAUCAGCCCAUUUAACUUCACUGCAAUUGGAGGUAACUUGGCUUACACUCCUGCUCUCAUGGGGAACGGUGUGGUGUGGAAGCCUUCUGAUACAGCUCUUCUAUCUAACUGGCGCAUUUUCAAUAUUAUGAGGGAAGCAGGCUUGCCUGAUGGAAUUGUUAAUUUUGUGCCUGCCGAUGGACCAACAUUUGGACGUACCAUUACUAAAUCUCCACAAUUAGCGGGUGUCAACUUCACUGGAUCAGUACCUACAUUUAAUUGGUUGUGGAAUGAGGUUGGUAAAAAUCUUAAUUUAUAUAAAAACUAUCCUAGAUUAAUUGGAGAAUGUGGUGGAAAGAACUAUCAUUUCAUCCACCCCUCGGCAGAUGUGCAGACUGUGGUAACUGGAACAAUUCGGUCCGCUUUUGAAUACUGUGGACAAAAAUGCUCUGCUUGCUCGAGGAUGUAUGUUCCCAAAUCUCUUUAUGAGCCAAUCAAACAAGGUCUGCUGGAUGAGCGUUCUAAACUCAAAAUUGGAGAUCCCACAGACUUAAAGAUCUUUACAGGUGCUGUUAUUGAUGAUAAAGCUUUUGAAAGAAUAACAGGAUACAUUAAAAACGCUAAGAAAAAUCCAAAGAAUAAAAUUUUAGGUGGUGGUGAGUUUGAUGGCAGCAAAGGAUACUUUGUCCAGCCUACUAUCAUUGAGACUUCAGAUCCACAUGACAAACUGAUGGUAGAAGAAAUCUUUGGGCCUGUCCUCACUAUGUAUGUCUAUGAAGACCGUGAUGUUGACAAGGCUCUCUCCCUCGUAGGGUCAUCCACCAAGUUUGCAUUGACAGGAGCCGUCUUUGCUACAGAUCAAAAGUUCCUGGAAGGUGCUCUAGAUGAGCUGAAGAUGACUGCUGGAAAUUUCUAUAUUAAUGAUAAAUCAACAGGGUCUGUAGUGGGCCAACAGCCCUUUGGGGGCGGACGCAUGUCUGGAACCAACGACAAGGCCGGUGGACCCAACUAUGUAAUGAGGUGGACCACACCCCAAUCUAUCAAGGAAACAUUUGUUCCCCUCCGAGACAUUGAUUACCCCUACAUGAGAGAU